AUGGGGCCUAUGCGCGAUGGAGGCCGUGGGGAGCCUUCGCCGGCCACGGACAGGACCGAUGCGCCCCUCAUUGAGGCACCCACCUCCAACAACUCCAGCAACUCCACCUCCAACGAGAGCUCCGGUUUCUCCGGUGCGGCCCUGCUGUCUAGCGGCUUCCAGGUGGUCCAAUGUUGUGGCCUUCCAGCUCCUCCAGGGGGUUGGCUGGGGCCUUUUGGCUUCUUCCGGCUGGUGACCUACACGUUCCUCGCAGGCAGGCAAAGAAAUGCAAAGAAUGCAACGAGACAGAAGAUGAACAUGCAGGAGAAGAGCAGGGGAGAGGAGGAGGGAGCAGAGAAGGAGACAAGGAGCAACUCCCCAUCAUAUUCCGAAUCGUAG
Symbiodinium natans is the source of this 378-nucleotide messenger RNA. NCBI's taxonomy places the organism in Eukaryota, Dinophyceae, Suessiales, Symbiodiniaceae. The record is from the annotation of a GenBank genome assembly.